Molecule: messenger RNA, 462 nt
Organism: Helicoverpa zea (corn earworm)
Lineage: Eukaryota; Metazoa; Arthropoda; Insecta; Lepidoptera; Noctuidae
Exons: 2
Coding region: 1-462 (153 amino acids)
Source: RefSeq, a predicted model, not a curated record
AUGAAGUUGAUCCAAAUAAUAACUACAAUUUGCCUGGUAUUUUUCGAAGAAUCCAAGUCCGUCCGUUUGCACAAGAUAUUUCAAUUUAUCGAUGGCUUCCAAGCCGAGCAUAACUUGCGGGGGUACCUCCAUGUCGGAAACGACUAUGCCAUAUUCUUGAGACUGCCAAAACCCCACGACAAGUAUCUCGUGUAUGAAUUAUAUGAAGCUAGGAAUGUUCCUGAAGUGGACAGCUACAAACCUAGGAUGCUCGCGAUAACAAAGGUGCCUGUAGAGUAUAUGAAAGCUCAGCUGCAAAUGUUUCGCAGUGAACUGUUUAAGUCGAAGUAUGAAGAUGAUAAGAUCGUGCCUGGGACGCAGGUUAAAACGUUGCGAGAGUGGCAGAUAGACAGGGCGUUGAGUUUCCAUGAUAACGGCGGCCAAUUCCAUGACAAAGUACCUGUGUUGAGGACGAUACUCUGA